UCUCGCCGCUCGGGUUUGCAUAAGUGGCCGCACGUCAUUGGUCAACGUGUCUGGCGAGUGAGCCGGACGCGGCCAUAUGCAGCUGCCUGCGCGCCUGAACCCGUUAAACGCUUCUGCUCGCGUCGCACGAUGGCCACGUACAACGGCGUGCUAGAUGACCUGGUGAAGUGCCCCUACAACCCUUCCCACAAAGUGAAAAGAGGAAGGCUCAACAUACACAUCACGAAGUGCCGCAGGGAACACACCCGGUGCCGACUUAAGCCUUGCCCUUUCACCACUGAUCACAUGGCGCCCGCAAACGCCGCGGACUACCAGAUGCACCUGGCCAACUGCCCAGACCGGUCAUCUACUUUCUGCACAGCGACAAGGGACGAGCUGGACCCACCCUUUGACAUUCCGGUACCGGGUGGGGCAAAGGCGUUUGUUCCGGAGCCAGAGGAACGAUGGGACGUGGGCCCAUGUACCAGCAACAGCAGUGGCCCCAUCAACCCCUUCGAGCCGGCUGUGCCGCCGAUUUUCCGCACGGUUCAAGGGCUCAAGCCAGCAGAGCGUAAACGUUACUACCAGUCGCUGAGAGCGAGCGGCCCCCCGGUUGUCUACGUUCCUGGGCAGUACCCGGAAAUGGAAAUGCCCCCUAUGCCGAAAACAAUGCCCAAGUACCCUAUUCCGGGUUUCGUAAAAAGGGACCAAGAUAACAACGAGGGUGAACGGGACCUGGCCCCCCAACUGGGCGAGACCAGGGCUGUUGAGCCCCGGGCCGCCCCAACCCAGCCUCCCCAGGCCAGCCAGUUCAGGGCCGCCCAGGAUCAGCAUACCCCUCCUGCGCCGGGGUCUACCGUCGACGUGGACGCGCUUGUCAGGAGGCUGAUGGGGCUCGGCCGUGCCCGACCUCAGCCAAACUGAGCCCUGUCAAGGCGGUCUCAAAUGUCACUCGUCUUUUUUCUUUUUUGACAUUUACCCAGUCACUCUUGCCUUUAUUUUCUUCUUACCGGUUUUUUUCAGGCAGACUGAGUGUGAUAACAUAAAAGCUUCAAUAAAGUGUUUCUAACCAGAAA
This is a messenger RNA of Dermacentor andersoni, 1055 nucleotides long. RefSeq lists its product as uncharacterized. NCBI's taxonomy places the organism in Eukaryota, Metazoa, Arthropoda, Arachnida, Ixodida, Ixodidae. The record is from RefSeq and is a predicted model, not a curated record.